CCGCAAAGAAUCCCUGUACUCUAGCCCACCCGAAUAAUUCAAACCGCGUCCGCCUAAAAGUAAACAUUAUAGCACCUGACUGUAACAUUCCUCGCUCUUUCUUGCGUUCGAGGAUAGCAAAAUUCCUUCGAUUUUUGCUUCGAUGGAAGUAGCUGCUCCGUCAGAUUCUUAGUAUGUUGAACUGUGGACUUCUGGAUGGAGCGAGCAUUAAUUCUGUUAAGUUUCACACUGACAAACAUUUGGGGGGGGGUCCUGACAGUGUUUCACCUGUUAAGCCCUGCAAGAUGAUCAUGCUGCUAGUGCACAUGUUCCUGAGAAAAACGUCAAAGAAUGGUUCAGAAAGGUGAAUUAGUUCUUAUUGGUGUAUUAGCUGGUGUGGCUGCUGGAAUUCUUAUUGCAUCACUCACAUUCUUUUGUAUACGUUGGUAUAAAUUGCGGGCCCACCGCCGUCGCCGUGCAAAUGAGCAAUGUCAAUCAACUAUUCCAAUACGUACUUAUGGCUUAGAUACAAGCAACGAAUCUAGUGCAUCUAUAAACAUUAAUGGAUCACAAUACCUUCCCAAAGGUUCUCACCAUAGCUGGUGGAGCCGCCCUCGUAAAGAUCAGUUUACUUCAGCAUCGGGCAUAACAAGAUAUUCUUACAAGGACAUUCAGAAAGCGACUGAAAACUUUAUGAACAUCCUGGGACAGGGAUCUUUUGGUCCAGUUUACAAAGCGACACUGCCAAAUGGUGAAGUGGUUGCUGUAAAGAAACUGGGUACCAACUCUAGACAAGGGGAAAGAGAGUUCCAGACAGAGGUUACACUUUUGGGUAGGCUUCAUCACCGUAAUUUAGUGAAUUUACUUGGAUAUUGUGUGGACAAAGGGCAACACAUGUUGAUAUAUGAAUUCAUGAUCAAUGGAAGUUUGGAGAACCAUUUACACAAUGAGGAACGAGCAUUGAGUUGGGAAGAGAGACUGCAAAUUGCUUUUGAUAUUUCACAUGGCAUUGAAUAUCUUCAUGAUGGGGCCGUGCCACCUGUGAUACAUCGAGAUUUGAAGUCUGGUAAUAUUUUGCUAGAUCAUGUUAUGAGAGCUAAGGUCAGUUGGUAGACAGCCAAAUUCUGCCCUAUAAGACUGCCUCGAAUGAGUAAAAAACCUUACUCUGGAAAUACAAAAUUCAUGUAAUCACCCUGUUAAUCCAGUUUUUUAUCCGAUCUGUUGAGACUUGAGAAUGAAUAACUUUUACUCAGUUUUCCAUUUUUGUUACAAACUAAAGUCACGUUUGGUUAAGGUAGAACUUUUUCAUCUUGGGAAUGUAACUAUGGAAAAUCACGCUUCCUGCUUAUUCACACUCUUAGGCUUAUUUGUUGUUAAAUUGAAUACAUCUUACACAACUUAAUUUUAACACCUUUUUGGGAAAAAUACACUAAACUAAUGGGAAGAAACUGUCUUUGUUUAAAACCUAAAGUGAAAUAAUCUGGAAAGAAAAGAAAGACUCCAACAUUAUGUUCGACAGUUUGUUCCGUUUUGAGUUUUGCAUGCUUCCUGCAUAUUAUUAGGUUGCUGAUUUUGGGCUCUCAAAGGAAGAAGUAUAUGAUGGAAGUAAUUCUGGGCUUAAAGGCACAUAUGGCUACAUUGAUCCUGUGUAUAUAUCAACAAACAAGUUUACAACAAAAAGUGACAUUUAUAGUUUCGGUAUCAUCCUCUUUGAACUUAUUACAGCUAUUCAUCCCCAUCAAAACUUGAUGGAAUAUGUCAAUCUUGUAAGUUUUUAACUCAUCCUUUCAGAAAUGUCUUUGAUAACUAUCCAAAACAAUUUUUGGACAACACCUUCCUGUUUCUAUUCUUAAUCUUAUUCUCACAUUAUUGUGUGCUUGUUCAUGAUUUUUCGCCCUUCGGAAGGCGACAAUGAGCCCAGAUGGUAUUGAUGAGAUUGUUGACAAGAAAAUUGUUGGGACAUAUAACCCACAAGAAGUAAGAAGCCUGGCUGCAAUUGCUCACAAGUGUUUGAAGAAUACUCCAAGAAGACGCCCCUCAAUUGCAGAAGUUUCCCAUGCAAUAUCAAAGAUAAAGCAUAGGGGGGGCCUCAUCAGAGAAGAUACUGUCUCGUUUGCCCAAGAUGAUUUUUCUAGAAUGAUUAGUACUAUUGAAAAGCGACAAAUUGAAUUGAGAAAUAUGGAAGGCAUAACCGAGAAAGAUGCUCACUGAAAGUCUUCCAUCUUACCUGUUCCCUUUUCUCAAUUUGAUAUAUCGUAUUUUUGAGUAUGUAAUUUAGUUAUUGUUCUUCUACCUCCUUUUCAAGAUCAUCAUUACGGAGGUCAAAUCAAAGUCUGCAGGUGCAUAUUGUGCAUCCAUAAUGCAUAACGCAUACUACCUCCGUCCCUUAGUUUACUUCCAUAAUAAAGUGUCACGCGGAUUAAGAAAGGGGUUUUUACUUGGAUAUUACUAAUUUUG
This is a messenger RNA of Cuscuta epithymum, 2436 nucleotides long. Lineage: Eukaryota; Viridiplantae; Streptophyta; Magnoliopsida; Solanales; Convolvulaceae. The record is from the annotation of a GenBank genome assembly.